Messenger RNA from Penicillium cinerascens, 1635 nucleotides. RefSeq lists its product as uncharacterized. NCBI's taxonomy places the organism in Eukaryota, Fungi, Ascomycota, Eurotiomycetes, Eurotiales, Aspergillaceae. The record is from RefSeq and is a predicted model, not a curated record. The transcript has 5 exons. Bases 1 to 1635 code for a protein of 544 amino acids.
AUGAUGGAUCAGCUGCAACCUUCUGUCGAGGGGCCUCCGCCUUCCCAUUCCGAAUCAAACACGAAACCCGUCACGCCGCUGGAUCGGCCUUCAUUCACUUUCAUCGAUCAUGAUGAUGACUUGACCUCCAAGCGAAUCAAGGAUGUCAACGCCCGUAAGGCAAUCCGCUCCCAUGUCAUGCGUGAUGUGCGCCGGCGGGAGAGACUCGCCGGGCUGAAAAGAAGUUCCAGACGCGAAAGUCGGGACCAGCCCGUUUCCGCGAGAUCACAGAGUAAGGUGGGAAGUCCCGAGGAGCACAGGCUGGUCCUGAGAGCGGCCUCCCAGUCGUCUGCCUCGUCUGCCUCGUCUGUAGUCGAAAUAGAGUCCGACGAUAGCCUCGUCUAUUCAAAACAUCGAAGACGGCCGGGGAAAUCCGUCUUUGUCCCAAUGACCUUUCCGAGUGAACUCAAAGGACACGAGGGCACCAAAGAGGUAGAACUCAUGGUACGGUCUUCCUUCUCCGAUCCGGGAAGUUUCUUCGGCCUUAUGAGCAUGUGUGCUGCCCAUCGCGCAGCCUUAUCGGCCAAUCGCUUCGGCGUCUCAAGUCCCACCGACCAGCCUAUUGAGAGAACCGCCAACGAUCCUGACUACUGCAUCAUGAAAGCAAAGUCUAUUCGAGAAAUGAAUGCGAAAGUAAGAGAUCCUCAACGAGCACUGAGUGACGAAGCUUUCGAUACAAUUGUCAACCUUCUAAAUGGCGCGUUGAUUGCCGGCUUAUUCGAUGAGGCACGAAUUCACUUGACCGGUCUCAGGCGCAUGGUAGAUCUCCGAGGAGGCAUUACGGACGAAAGUAUCCGCUCUGCUUCGAUGUUGACCGCAAUUAUCACCACCGAUGUCAAAGCUUCUUCGGGCCUUCUAGUCAAGCCUGUCUUCCCUUUGGUUUGGGAUGCACAGCCAGUACCCCUUGAUGUUCAGCAGCGACUCCGGCCACCCACUUCGGCUCCAUCCCAUCGACUCGGCAGUAGCUUUUUCGCCAACACGUUACUUAGCCCUCCAUUGAUCCGAAUCUUACGGGUAGUACGAGACAUAAUUUAUUACGGCGCUACCAUUCAAACGACUCCUGAAAUCAUUCAUCCAACCGACAACCAUCUCUUCCGAGUCCUCAAUUGCGAGGCAGAGCAUCAACUGUUAAGCUAUAUCUAUUCGAAAGACCCGGAUUUCUCAGACCGCUCGAGCCCCAACUUAGACUUUUACCCUAUCGAGGAAGUCGCACGCGUGGCAACUAUCUGUUUUCUCAACUACUUUUUAAUUGUCUCACCUCCUUCUGCGGGUUUUGGCCGGGCCCUAACGAAGCAUCUCACCAAGGCCGUGGACAGCUGCAAGCUGUCUCUUCUUCUUCCACUGCGAAAAGAAAACCUUGGGCUCUAUGCCUGGGUUCUGUUUGUGGGAGCUCAAGGCUCUUUCGGUCAAACCGAGCGAUCCUGGUUUGUGGAGCGGCUGGCCCGCAUCGCAAUGAUAUGCAAAUGGCGAACAUGGGAACAGGUCUCUGAAAUCCUACUGGGCUAUUUCUACGUCCCAGAAACCCAUGGUGUGAAAUGGCGAUCGAUUUGGGACGAGGCGAUGACGGGAUUUGUGAUCUCCGCGGAUGAAGCAUAA